Molecule: messenger RNA, 4638 nt
Organism: Cinara cedri
Lineage: Eukaryota; Metazoa; Arthropoda; Insecta; Hemiptera; Aphididae
Source: the annotation of a GenBank genome assembly
UGAUAAUACUUACUAUUUUUUUUUUUUAUAGUAAUAAAAUAAUAUAACUUAAAACUUAAUUGUUGUUCAUUUAAAAUUAUUAUUUCUUAUUAUUUCUUAUUUUUAUUUAUUCACAAUGAGUCUUUUAUUUAAUAAAUGCUGUUUGCGUUGUUCAAAUGUUCAUAACUAUUUCAAGUUCACAGCACUGUAUUCAACUCAAACACAUUUUGGUUUUCAGACAGUUGAUGAAGCGGACAAAUCAAAAAAAGGUAUUUAAAAUACUCCUUCAUAGUAUUAAUUCCCCCAACAUUUAGGGAAACUAUGAAAAAACAUAAAAUACUGCGUAAUAAAUGGAAAAAGAUUUGCCGCAAACGCCGGCGCCAAAAAAAUGCAAUUGAACGAGAAGAAUCACUUCAAAAACACAUUCAAAAUCGUUCAAACUCUCCAACGUUUCAAAAAUGGCAACAAAAUGAAGAAGAGUUAGAAGAAUUCAAACGGAAUGAAUAUGAACGGAUUUCUAGUUUACAAUACAAUGAAUGGAUUGAACGAGAAUAUAAAGCUAUAGAAGAAUGGGAAUCAUUACAGAAGAAGCUUAGCAAAAUUAAACAAGAAAAAGAGCAAAAAGAAUUGGUAAUAAAAUUAGAAUGGGAAAGGGAACAAAACAAAAUUAAAGAGAUAGAAGAAAAGAAGAAAAAAGAACAACAGCUCCAAGAAGAAAUAAAUGCUAAAUUUAUUGAAGGAAUAGAAAUGUAUAUUAAUGGUCUUGGUCCUCUACCUGAAUCCAUAAACGUCAAUACAAGUUCAAGACCAGAUCAGCCACUUUGUCCUUUUUUUUCUAAAGUUGCUGCUUGUCGUUUCCGUGAUAACUGUUCAAGAAAUCACAUUCGACCAGGUAUAAGCAAUACAUUGUUGAUUCCAGGAUUUUAUAAAAAUUUUGAAUUGAACAUGCGGUUUGAACGAGAAUUUGACAUAGAUAUUGGUCUAGAAUGUGAUGAAAAAGAGGCGUAUCAGAAAUUUUAUGAAUUUUUCGAAGAUAUAUUAGUUGAGCUUAAAAGUUAUGGUCAAAUAAUUGAACUUAAUGUUUGUAGAAAUCAAGAAAUGCAUCUUAUGGGCAAUGUAUAUGUCCAGUAUAGAAGUAGACGUCAUUCUUUAAAAGCAUAUCGAAACCUAUGUGGUCGUUACUAUGGUGGACGUAAAAUAACAGCAGAAUUCUGUACCAUUCCUUCAUGGUCAGAAGCAGUAUGCGGGUUAUUUUUUAGAAAAAUGUGUCCAAAGGGAAAAAAUUGUAAUUACUUGCAUUUGUAUAAAAAUCCAGGGGGUAAAUAUCAAUCAAGACCUCAACGAAAUAACUCUAGUCAAAGUUUCAGAGAAAUGAAAAAGUCUAGUAGAAGGGAACAAGAACAAGAUGAUCAUUCUAAAAAAAGAAACAGUUCAAAAUUAGAAAAAAGAAGAUCUAUAGAUGGUUCAUCUCAGAAAGAUAACUUGAAUACACUUAAAUGGGAUAAUACUCCAGAUCGAAAAAACAAAAGUCAUGAAACUUAUAACUGGUCUAGUGACGACGAUUAAGCAAUUUAGUAACUACCAAGCACUGCAAGUGGAUAAUACAAAAAUAAUAAAUGUACUUUGUCCUUUAUAUGUUUACAAGACUGAAAUAUGAAUAAUUAUAUUCCUCCUUUACACAAAUUUUCUAUUAUUAUAUACAUCUUCAAAAAAUAUGAUUGUUUUUUUAUUUUAUGUAGCUAUUAAAAUUGUAUUCCCAUUAAACUUGUUGAUAUCAUAAAAUAAUUAUUUCAUAUUAUAUUAUUAAUAUGGUAAUAUUACCAUAUACUCUGUUUAAUAUUUUAAUUUAUAGAAAAUGUAAUAAUUGCUAAAAUAAAAUGUAAUUAAAAUUAUAUGUAUUACAUAAUAGCAACUAUUGUGGUAUAGGAUUUAUUUUAAUUUUCAGCAAUAAUAUAUACAUUAUAAACUAGUUUAUUUGUUAAUUUGUUUGAAAGAUUUCAUAAAACAUUACUAAACAUACAUUUAAAAAAUGUAUCUUUCUUAAUUGUCUGUUUAUUAUUCUAGCCCACUAUAAAAUAAUUUAAACAAAAAUACAUUUUUAAAUGUAAAUAUUGAUAUGACUAAAAUGAGUUGCACUAAUGAACAUUUGUCAAGUUAUUUAAACAAUUUUAAUCAAAUUUUUAGUGCACCAAGUUUUUAAAAAUGUCGCGGAUUCUUAUGAUGUCAUGAAUGAUGUAAUGAGCUGUGGAAUACAUAGACUAUGGAAAGAUGAAUUAAUGAAAACAUUAGAUCCAAGUCCACGUACACGGUUAUUAGAUGUUGCUGGUGGAACAGGUAUUUUUUUUAUGUAAUACAUAUCACUAUUAAUAAUAAGUACUUAGGUAGUUUAUUUUUAUAAUACUGAGUUAUUAAAAAUAGAUGUAGAUAUGUAACUAUAUAUAUAGUUAUAAUUUCCAUAUAGAAUAUAUGGCAUUCUUAAGUUUACUAGUCUAUUUAAAUUGCUUCAACAAGCUAUACAUUUUUUUUUGUUAAGGUUUCUAAAUUUAAUUUUAAAAAACUUACCAAAAUUUAACAUAGUGGUCAAAUUGUAUUGAACAAAACAAUUAAUAAAGCCGACUCGUUUAUUAUUCUGUUGUUUAAUGCAUUUUUUUUUUUUAUAUAUAUAUAGGAGAUAUUGCUUUUAGAUAUUUGAAUUAUAUAUCAGAUAUGAAAGGAGAUGGACACGUAACAAUUGCUGACAUUAAUGGAUCAAUGUUGGAAGAAGGAAAAAAAAGAGCUCUAAAUUUGAAAUUAAAUCAAGACAAAGUUUCAUGGGUAGAGUGUGAUGCAGAGAAUUUACCAAUGGAAUCGGAUUCUUAUUCUGCUUAUACCAUAGCGUUUGGUAUUCGUAAUGUGACACACAUUGACAAAGUCUUAGACGAAGCAUACAGAGUUCUUGAACCAGGAGGUAGAUUUCUAUGUUUAGAAUUUAGUCAAGUUAAUCCGACCGCUUUAAGAUGGUAAACCACAAUUUUAAUUUUCCUUUUAUAUUUACUUAAAUCAAUUAUUAUUGUAUAUUCGAUUGAAUUUUUCUUAAAGGUUAUAUGAUCAAUAUUCAUUUAAUGUAAUACCAGUUAUGGGACAUAUAGUUGCUGGGCAAUGGAAACCCUACCAAUAUUUAGUGGAAAGUAUCAGAAAAUUUCCAUGUCAGGUAAAAUUUGGAAAUUAUUUGUAUUCUUUUUCCCUUUAAAUUAUAAUCAACUAAAUAUAGGUAACUAUUACACAAAUAAAGAAAGUAAAAGUUCUUAUUUUUUUUUUACAGGAAGAUUUCAAAUACAUGAUAGAGUGUGCUGGCUUCAGAUGUGUCACAUAUACAAACUUAACAUUCGGUGUUGUAGCAAUUCAUUCAGGAUUUAAAUUGUAAUACUGCUAAUAAAUUAAGAACAAUAUUGUAAAUAAUUAUCACGAUACUAUAAUUAAAGUGAGAAUAUAGAGAACUGUUAAUUUAAAAUUUUAUUUUAGAAUUCAUUAAUCAAUAAUCAUCAAUGUUAAGUCGCUACUUGAAACAUUCUUGUUUACAUCAAAAACACAAAAUAUUUUAUAUAUCUAAUUGCAAAAUGAAAAAAAUUCAAAUUAAAAAAAAAAAAAACUUUUAUAAGAUCUAAAAGUACCAUAAACAUAUUAAUAAUAAAAAAAAAAAAAAUUAUACAUAAGUAAACAAUAACAAUAUAAUCCACUUUUAACUGUUAUCUAUAUUGGUGACAUAUUCUGGUAGCAUUGAAAAUAAUAAAAUAUUAAAAUGUAAUGCUGGAUUGCAUAUAAUUUACAAGACAUCGUAAAAACCAUUCUUCUAGUUACAAAACUUUUCUCAGUAUAAUGAACAUUAUAUGCAUUCCAACACAAUCUCUAAAUAACUAUUUAAAUUAAAUAUACAGUCCCAAAUUUCAUUAACGUAUUUGCUUUUUUAAUGGACUAGAAAUAAUUAUAAUAAUAAUAUAAACUGUAAACAUGAAAAUACUAAUAAAAUAUUUUUUUUUACUGUGUAGUUAACAUAUUUUUAAUAAAAUAGUAAUGCAAGAAUGAGUAGCCUGUUAAGAAGGGAGUUAAAAAUGGCAAGGGGAAUAGAGUUUAAGCCAUUGUCAAUGGCACUCAAAAAAUAAAAUAUAUAUAUAUAUAUAUAUAUAUAUAUUUAUGUAUACAUAUAUAUAUUAAAAGCUACUCGCACAUUUUAGUUUAGAAAAAAUAAAAAUAAAAAUAGUUAGUAAUGAGAAAAAUUGUCAAGCCCUUCCAAUAAAUUAUUCAAUAAACACUUAUAAAUAAUAAAUUUAAAAAAUGCUCAGGGAAUGUAAUAAAUAUUGUAUAAUUUUGGUUAUUGAAAAUUAAAAACCGAAUGGCUAAUGCUCAUAAAAAUAUUUAUUUUUUUUUUUAAGAGUAGUUGGUGAAAUAUUUGUAUUUUAUUUUCAAUUAAAUUUUUGCAUAUUGGAAGGGGACAUGUGUGCAAUAGUCAACUCGAGAUUUAACCGCUCUUGAACAGCAGUAUGGCCACCUGGCCCAGAUAAAAGUAAAUAAAGUGCCUCGUUUCAUGGGUGACAUAACUUCCAAAAUUGCGGCCAACAAUACAAUGCCAAGUUGGAUUGUAUUUUUUGUCAAACUCUUUCUUUAUAUAUGCAGCAAUGUCCU